Messenger RNA from Microthlaspi erraticum, 993 nucleotides. The record is from the annotation of a GenBank genome assembly. NCBI's taxonomy places the organism in Eukaryota, Viridiplantae, Streptophyta, Magnoliopsida, Brassicales, Brassicaceae.
AUGGCCAAUGCGAAGAUGCCCUUCUGCCUUUUGGCGCUCUUUUGUCUGUUAUUACAGUUAUUCUCUAUCUUCCAUAUCGGAAAUGCGGAACUGGAGAUGAAUUAUUACAGAGAGAGUUGUCCGAAAGCGGAAGAGAUAAUAAGACAACAAGUGGAGACUCUUUACUACAAACACGGCAACACAGCCGUAUCUUGGCUCCGUAAUCUCUUCCAUGACUGCGUCGUUAAGUCGUGUGAUGCGUCGCUGCUGCUAGAGUCAGUGAAAGGUGUGGAAUCUGAGCAGAAAUCGACGAGAAGCUUCGGUAUGAGGAACUUUAAGUAUGUUAAGAUCAUCAAAGACGCACUCGAGAAAGAAUGUCCCAACACAGUCUCUUGCGCCGAUAUUGUAGCUCUCUCUGCUAGAGACGGUAUUGUCAUGUUGAAAGGGCCAAAGAUAGAGAUGAUAAAGACAGGAAGGAAAGAUAGUAGAGGAAGCUACUUGGGAGAUGUUGAGACUUCAAUCCCCAACCACAAUGACUCUCUCUCUUCUGUUCUCUCAACCUUUAGCUCCAUCGGCAUCGAUGUCGAAGCCACCGUUGCUCUCUUAGGUGCUCACUCAGUGGGUAGGGUCCACUGCGUUAACCUAGUGCACCGGCUAUACCCAACGAUUGACCCGACUCUCGACCCAAGUUAUGCACUUUACUUAAAGAACCGUUGCCCAAGUCCAAACCCGGACCCGAGCCAGGUCUUGUACUCCCGCAACGACCGUGAGACUCCGAUGGUUGUGGACAACAUGUAUUACCAGGGCAUCAUGGCUCAUAAAGGGCUCCUUGUCAUCGAUGAUGAGCUAGCCACCGAUCCAAGGACCUCACCUUUUGUGGCCAAGAUGGCUGCGGACAAUGGUUACUUCCAUGAGCAAUUCUCACGCGGUGUUAGGCUCUUGUCCGAGACCAACCCUCUCACCGGUGACCAAGGGGAGGUCAGGAAGGAUUGUCGUUAUGUGAACUCUAAUUGA